Messenger RNA from Actinia tenebrosa (Australian red waratah sea anemone), 363 nucleotides. Its product is annotated as putative ATP-dependent DNA helicase Q1. NCBI's taxonomy places the organism in Eukaryota, Metazoa, Cnidaria, Anthozoa, Actiniaria, Actiniidae. The record is from RefSeq and is a predicted model, not a curated record.
AUGGCGUCUGUAGAAGAAGUGUUUGAACUCGUGUCUUCAAAGUUCGGUAUUCCUGACCUAAAUGUGCAUCAGAAGUCGGCUAUCAAAACUAUAGUCGRAGAGAAAAAAGAUCUUUUUGUCAAUAUUCCAACAGGGUUUGGCAAAUCUCUAAUUUACCAAGCUCUGCCUCUCGUAUUUGACUACAAUWAUACACAAGAUUCUGGUCACAUCGUGGUUGUUGUGUCUCCUUUAAUAAGUCUAAUUGACGACCAAGUYUCARAGUUACGUAGUUUAGGAGUUAGUGCUGUGAACAUAAGCUCAAUGCCUUUGGACGAGAAGCUGAACUUUCUUCAUCUUUCUCAUGUACCAGACGUUUUGCUCUAA